Messenger RNA from Cladocopium goreaui, 858 nucleotides. The record is from the annotation of a GenBank genome assembly. NCBI's taxonomy places the organism in Eukaryota, Dinophyceae, Suessiales, Symbiodiniaceae.
AUGACAAAAGAACCAGUGAAAGGCUUCAGAGCCGUGUCCUUGCAGCAGGUCAUGAAUGCAGACCGUGAGAUGUGGAUGCAAGCAGCUCAGAACUCCAGAGGAAAGACCUUGACUGACCCUACACGGCCAUUAGAUGAGAUCCUGGAGAAAGCCUUCAACGCGCCGGAGACAAGCUACCAUCUCCUUCCUUUGCCGGUCUCUUCCACAGGCAAUGGGAAAACUGAGUCGAAGACAGAGCCCGAGGAAAUUCCUCCGAAGCGCCCCUUUUCUGGUGCUAAGGGAGGCACCCCGGCCAAGAAGGGCAAAGGAAAAGGCAUCGAUUUGCCACAGGGUUGCUCCCCAGAGACUGGUUCGGGACAAAGGAUUUGCUUUCAGUUCAAUCGGGUAGUGUCUGCCAAGCUGGCUACAGAACUAGUUGCUGAAGAGAUGCAACGCAGACACUACUCCGUCUCACAAGCUUUCCUCCAAGGUGACAUUCUACCUCUUGUCAAGCAUCUUGCCUUUGCUGGUCGUUUCCGACGCCCUGACUUGCAGCACACAUCGUGCAUGAUAUUGGGAAAAGGCAAUCACGGUACUUUGACUUUGGAAAGUGGAUGUACCGUCCCCGAAAGGGCCAAUGUGGUGUCAGAUUACCUUGCAGGAGUCGCUAGUAGAAGUGCCCAGCAAGCUGUACUUGCUGAUGAGGAUGCGAUGCCUUUCGACGUCGAAGUACCCGCACCUUACUGGCUUGCGCCAGAAUCCGGAGCCAUACAAUCCUACACCUCCUUGAACAAGCACAACCUACGCUUGCAGAAGUUGGCCAGUUCCUUGCACAUCCUGAUCAUGCCAAAGACGAACAGCCAACAAUUGCAUACCUGA